Yarrowia lipolytica CLIB122 is the source of this 1065-nucleotide messenger RNA. RefSeq lists its product as uncharacterized. The record is from RefSeq and is a predicted model, not a curated record. Gene Ontology annotation, molecular function: homoserine kinase activity; ATP binding. Gene Ontology annotation, biological process: L-threonine metabolic process. Lineage: Eukaryota; Fungi; Ascomycota; Dipodascomycetes; Dipodascales.
AUGUCUCGAAAGUUUGAAAUUUCUGUGCCCGCGUCCUCGGCCAACAUUGGUCCCGGUUUCGACGUGCUCGGCCUCGCUCUGGCCAAGUUCCUCGUGAUCAACGUCGAAAUCGACUCGUCCAAAACCUCGGACCGAAAGGACCCCAACAACUGCAUUAUCACCUACGAGGGCGAGGGAGCUGACGGCGUUCCUCUCGACAGUGACCACAACCUUGUCACCCGAGUGGCUCUCUACGUUCUGCGAUGCAACGGCAUUAGAUCUUUCCCCUCGGGCACCUUUGUGCACGUCAACAACCCCAUUCCUCUGGGUCGAGGUCUGGGCUCGUCUGGAGCGGCUGUGGUGGCUGGUGUCAUGCUCGGAAACGAGGUCGGAAAGCUGGGCUUCUCCAAGCAGCGAAUGCUCGACUAUUGUCUCAUGAUCGAGCGACAUCCCGACAACAUCACCGCAGCCAUGAUGGGCGGCUUUGUGGGUUCUUACCUGCGGGAGCUGUCUGCUGCUGAUCUCGAGCGAGUGGAGAUCCCCCUUGCUGAGGUUCUCCCCGAGCCUGCCGGAGGCCGAGAUACCGGCCUUGUACCCCCCGAGCCUCCUCUCAACAUCGGACACCACAUCAAGUACGACUGGUGCCGAGAAAUCAAGGCCAUUGUGGUGAUUCCCAACUUUGAGGUCUCCACCGCCUCGGCCCGAGGAGUGCUCCCCACUGCCUACACUGCUUCAGAUAUGAUCUUCAACCUGCAGCGACUGGCCGUUCUCACCACCGCCCUCACCCGAUCGCCUCCCCAGGCCGACCUCAUCUAUCAGGCCAUGCAGGACAAGGUCCACCAGCCCUACCGAAAGACCCUGAUCCCCGGUCUGCCUGAGAUUCUGGCCUCCGUUACCCCCAAGACUCACGAGGGUCUGCUGGGCAUCUGUCUGUCUGGCGCUGGGCCCACCAUUCUGGCUCUGGCCACCGACAACUUCGAGACAAUCGCCAAGGAGAUUGUGUCGCGAUUCAACAAGGAGGGCAUCGACUGCCGAUGGGAGGUCCAGGAGUUGGCCUACGACGGUUCCAACGUGAAGCAGCUCUAA